UGGCUGCGCCCCGGCGCCAACGGGCCGCGCGCCGACGCGGCCGGGCCCACCACGCACCCCUUCGCCGGGCCCGCGGCCGCCGCGCCGCCCCCGUCCCCCGGCCUGCCCCCCGCCUGGGCCGCGAUGAUGGCCGCGCUGUACCCCAGCACCGACCUCUCGGGCGCCUCCUCCUCCUCCCCGCCGUCCUCGCCCUGCUCCUCGCCGUCGCCCCACGAGGUGAUGGCGCUCAAGGAUGUGCGGGAGGUGAAGGAGGAGAACAGCCUCAAUGAGAAGCUUUUCUUGCUGGCGUGCGACAAGGGUGACUAUUAUAUGGUUAAAAAGAUUUUGGAGGAAAACAGUUCAGGUGACUUGAACAUAAAUUGCGUAGAUGUGCUGGGGAGAAAUGCUGUUACCAUAACUAUUGAGAACGAAAACUUGGAUAUCCUGCAGCUUCUUUUGGACCACGGUUGUCAGUCUGCAGAUGCACUUUUGGUGGCAAUCGACUCCGAAGUAGUGGGAGCUGUUGAUAUCCUACUCAACCACCGGCCAAAGCGGGCGUCCAGACCGACCAUAGUAAAGCUAAUGGAGAGAAUUCAAAAUCCCGAAUACUCAACAACUAUGGACGUGGCUCCAGUCAUUUUAGCUGCUCAUCGGAACAACUACGAGAUCCUGACGAUGCUCUUGAAGCAGGAUGUGUCUCUGCCCAAACCCCAUGCCGUGGGCUGCGAGUGCACAUUGUGCUCUGCAAAAAACAAAAAGGACAGCCUUCGACACUCCAGGUUUCGUCUUGAUAUUUAUCGCUGCUUGGCCAGUCCCGCCCUGAUAAUGCUGACGGAGGAGGACCCAAUUCUCAGAGCGUUUGAACUCAGUGCUGAUUUAAAAGAACUAAGCCUUGUGGAGGUGGAAUUCAGGAGCGACUAUGAGGAGCUAGCCCGGCAGUGCAAGAUGUUUGCCAAAGACCUGCUUGCCCAAGCCCGGAACUCCCGCGAGCUGGAAGUGAUCCUGAACCACACGUCGAGCGACGAGCCCCUGGACAAGCGGGGCCUGCUGGAGGAGAGGAUGAACUUGAGUCGGCUGAAGCUCGCCAUCAAGUACAACCAGAAGGAGUUUGUCUCGCAGUCCAACUGCCAGCAGUUCCUGAACACGGUCUGGUUCGGACAGAUGUCGGGGUACCGACGCAAGCCCACCUGUAAGAAGAUCGUGACCGUCCUGGCGGUGGGCAUCUUUUGGCCGGUUUUGUCACUCUGUUACUUGAUCGCCCCCAAGUCCCAGUUUGGCAGGAUCAUCCACACGCCCUUCAUGAAGUUCAUCAUCCACGGGGCAUCCUACUUCACCUUCCUGCUGCUGCUCAACCUCUACUCCCUGGUCUACAACGAGGACAAGAAGAACACGAUGGGGCCGGCCCUGGAAAGGAUCGACUACCUGCUCAUCCUGUGGAUUAUCGGGAUGAUUUGGUCAGACAUUAAGAGACUCUGGUAUGAAGGAUUGGAAGACUUUCUAGAAGAAUCUCGUAACCAACUCAGUUUUGUCAUGAAUUCACUGUACCUGGCAACUUUCGCCCUCAAAGUGGUGGCCCACAACAAGUUUCAUGACUCUGCUGACCGGAAGGACUGGGAUGCGUUCCACCCCACCCUGGUGGCCGAAGGGCUGUUCGCCUUCGCCAACGUCCUGAGCUACCUCCGGCUCUUCUUCAUGUACACGACAAGUUCUAUCUUGGGUCCGUUACAGAUCUCGAUGGGACAGAUGUUGCAGGACUUCGGGAAGUUUCUCGGCAUGUUCCUCCUGGUUCUGUUCUCCUUCACCAUCGGCCUGACGCAGCUGUACGACAAGGGCUACACCCCCAAGGAGCAGAAGGACUGCGUGGGCAUCUUCUGCGAGCAGCAGAGCAACGACACCUUCCACUCGUUCAUCGGGACGUGCUUCGCCCUGUUCUGGUACAUCUUCUCCCUGGCGCACGUGGCCAUCUUCGUGACGCGCUUCAGCUACGGGGAGGAGCUGCAGUCCUUCGUGGGCGCCGUCAUCGUGGGCACGUACAACGUGGUGGUGGUCAUCGUGCUCACCAAGCUGCUGGUGGCCAUGCUGCACAAGAGCUUCCAGCUCAUCGCGAAUCAUGAAGACAAGGAGUGGAAGUUUGCUCGAGCCAAGCUGUGGCUCAGCUACUUCGACGACAAGUGCACGCUGCCCCCGCCCUUCAACAUCGUCCCCUCCCCGAAGACCAUCUGCUACAUGAUCAGCAGCCUCAGCAAGUGGGUCUGCUCGCACACGUCCAAAGGCAAGGUGAAGCGACAGAACAGCCUCAAGGAGUGGAGGAACCUGAAGCAGAAGCGAGACGAGAACUACCAGAAGGUGAUGUGCUGCCUGGUGCACCGCUACCUGACCUCCAUGAGGCAGAAGAUGCAGAGCACCGACCAGGCCACCGUGGAGAACCUCAACGAGCUGCGCCAGGACCUCUCCAAGUUCCGCAACGAGAUCCGAGACCUGCUGGGCUUUCGGACUUCCAAGUACGCCAUGUUUUACCCCAGAAACUAACCGUUUUCUACGUCGCCGGGAGGACAGUCCCCGGCACAAAUCCGAAGGACUGCCCCUCCAUACCCUGCAACCCAGCUAGAAGAUGUAUAUCAGAGUUACUAUACAAAAGCCAUUCUUGAACAUAUUUAUAGCCUCGUAUAUACGGUAUGUAAAAUAUGUAUAUACAAUUAAUUUUUUUAAAUCCUCUCCUAGCAACUUUUUGCAGACGCGAAGCAGAUCGAGGACCUCCAUUUUGUUAGCAUGCUCCGUGGCUUGCUUCCCUGAGCAGUCCCUCCCGGGUCACCCGGCGUUUCUGGAAGGUCGUGGCCGUGGUGGUUAUGCGUUGCCGGGAGGUUUUGUGAAACGAAGAGCAACGAACGUGGACCCAGAGGGCACCCUUGAAAUAUAGGGGUCGUCGUUUUUUUAAAAGUCUCUGUUUUAGGAGUUUACGUAUUUAUUGUUUUAUCUAAAAUCAUAGUCUGUUUUUUAUUUUGUUGUAUAAAGCAACUGACAAAAAAAUACUAUAGAAUAUUUAAGUCUAUUGCCAUAAAUUUACAUUCACUUAAGUUUUUGUUACUGUCAUAUAUUUACUUCUACAUGAUUGUAAUCACUUUAUAUUUUUAAUUUUGCAUUUUUUUCACUGAAUAGUAUUUUAUAUAUGCAUUUCCAUGUAUUGAUAUUGUCCACGUAUUUAAAUUUUUAUAGGAUUAUAUUGUUUUGGAGAAACAGAGCUAGUUUUAGCUGUAGUAUAUUUAAUUAGGCCCAUGAGUUUGCACAGCUGAUUCUAAGAUUAGGCCUUGGUGAAUUUUUUUCUUUUUAUAAUAAUGCUUUAACUUUUGUUCAAGAUAGAGUUAAUAUUCAGUUUAUAAACUACUUUAAAAUAAGGAUUAACUUACGUGGUCACAGCCUCUUUGUUUUUAUAGACACUUUAAGUCCCUUUAAUGCAAGGAUUUGCUUCACAUCUGGACUAAGGUUCUCUAAGUUUUCUCCCAAAAUUUUUUGGGCAGAAUUUAACAUAGCUCCUACAAACUGAUGUCAUGCUUAUUUGUGGAUCAUUUUUGCUGCUUAAGAUGAAAAACGUCGAUUUUUUUCAUUGGAAAACGUGUAUUUAAUUUUUCCACAGUGUUCAUGGAGGGGUUGUGAUUAAAGCUUUCUGAUAGGCUGUUGCAUCUGUGUUCUUGCAGCAUUCCAGUGAAGGGGCUACUCGGUCGUUGCCUUCUUGGCUCGGCAGCGGGGGGUGCAGGUAGCCCUGGGCUGCGACCACCGCCAAGCCAGGCCACUGCCUCCAGUGUCAGCGUACGUGUCAUUUUGCUUUUCAAUUUUAUUUUUUAAUUUUAAAAUGGUAACUGUUCCUUUUUGGGAUAAAUUCUUAUAAAAAUGUUCAAAGUUAUAUAUUUUGUCUACGGUGGGAUUGCGUAUUUCCCAAUUGAGAUUUUACAUCAGGAUUUUUAGCGAUUCUAAAAAAUAUCGAAUUAUAAAGAUUAAAAUAUUUAUAGAGAGCCUAUUGUAUGCAUGAGGUGCAAGGUCUGUGUUGAAUGACAGCAUAUUGUAAGGAAAAAGUGAAUAAAACUUGAUACUAGAUUAUAAAGUGAUA
Messenger RNA from Sorex araneus (European shrew), 4081 nucleotides. RefSeq names its product transient receptor potential cation channel subfamily C member 1 (gene TRPC1). The record is from RefSeq and is a predicted model, not a curated record. The coding region runs from base 124 to 2508 and encodes 794 amino acids. Gene Ontology annotation, biological process: calcium ion transmembrane transport; regulation of cytosolic calcium ion concentration; manganese ion transport. Gene Ontology annotation, molecular function: inositol 1,4,5 trisphosphate binding; protein binding; store-operated calcium channel activity. NCBI's taxonomy places the organism in Eukaryota, Metazoa, Chordata, Mammalia, Eulipotyphla, Soricidae. The transcript is spliced from 13 exons. Gene Ontology annotation, cellular component: membrane; cation channel complex.